Messenger RNA from Asparagus officinalis (garden asparagus), 2187 nucleotides. RefSeq names its product pentatricopeptide repeat-containing protein At4g21065-like. Lineage: Eukaryota; Viridiplantae; Streptophyta; Magnoliopsida; Asparagales; Asparagaceae. The record is from RefSeq and is a predicted model, not a curated record. Bases 1 to 2187 code for a protein of 728 amino acids. Gene Ontology annotation, molecular function: protein binding; RNA binding. The transcript has a single exon. Gene Ontology annotation, biological process: RNA modification.
AUGGCGACAUCGCCUUCAAUCUCACCUCCUCCUCCUCCUAUCUCCCUCCCCUUGCUUCACGUCACCGCCGGCGGUAACCUUACCUUCUCCCAUCACCACUCCGCUCAAAUCCACGCUCGUGUCCUCCGCCUUAACCUCACCUCCUCUUCGCCCGCUUCCCACCUCCUCCACUUCCACAACUCCCUCAUCCGCUCCUUCACCUCCCUCUCUUUCCACUCUCUCUCCCUCUCCCUCUUCCUCUCUCUCCUCAGUUCCAAUCUCCAACCCGACGAAUUCACCUUCCCCUUUGUCCUCAAGUCAUCAACCCAUCUCAAUUCCCUCUCUCUAGGCCAACAGCUCCAUACCCAUCUCGUGAAAUCCAACCUCCUCUUCACCAACGUCUUCUGUGACAGCGCAUUGCUCGGUUUGUAUGUAAAAAUUGGUUCUUUUGAUGAUGCCGUCAAGGUGUUCGAUAGAAUGCAUGAACGGAGCGUUGCGACUUGGAACUCGAUGAUUUCGGGGUUUGUGAGAAAUGGGCGUCUGGAAAAGGGACUGGAGAUGUUGGAUUUGAUGGAAAGUUUGGGUUUUGAGGUUGGGGUUAGCAGUUGGAACUCGGUUAUUGCGGGUUGUGUUUGGUUGGGCGAGGUUGAGCUUGCAUUGAACGUUUUGGGGAAGAUGGUGGAGGAUGUGAGGCCUAAUCAUGCUACUUUUAAUACACUUCUUCCAGUGAUUUCGGAGAUCUCGACUUUGGAUUUGUUGAAGGAGUUUCAUGGUUUUGCUGUUAGGAAUGUCGGGGUCGUAGAUAUUAGUCCUGUAGAUGAAGAGAGGUUAUGGUCUGCUAUUGCAGCUGGUUAUGCUUGUCAUAGAGCUAUGGGUUGUGCAAUGAAGUUGUUUGAGAGGAUUAAGUUGAAAAAUUCCCAUUUGGGGAAUUCGAUGAUUUCAGGUUUCCUCAAUUGUGGACAGACUGAUGAAGCGUUCAGUGUGUUCCGAGAAAUGGCUGCUGAGUGUAUUCAUGAGGCAAAAAUUCUCUCUAAAGUCUCUCUUACUUUGCUCCUUCCUGAAUGUGGGGUGAAUACAAAGACCGGAUUAGAGAUUCAUGCUUAUGCUAUUAGAAGAGGUUUAGAGUCCGAUACUUCGGUGGGUAACGCAUUGAUGGCCAUGUAUUCGAAAAGAGAAGACAAGGAAUCAGUCGAAAAAGUAUUUGUAAGGACUAUUGAUAAGGAUGUUGUUUCUUGGAACACUAUAAUAGCAAGUUAUGUGAUGACCAAUGAGUUUGAUCGCGCAUUUGAGCUUUUCCAGCGAAUUUCGGCUGAGGGAUUAAAACCGGAUGAAUAUUCGUUUAGUUCGAUUCUCAAUGGAUGUGGGCUUUCUUCCUAUCUUCAACAAGGCAUGGCGUUACACGGGCAUAUGAUGAAGUCUGGGUUUUCACGGUCGUAUCCUGUUGUCCAAAACUCUCUCAUGGAUGCUUAUGGAAAAUGUGGGUGUGUUGAAGAAGCUCGUAGGGUUUUUGACGAGAUGGAGUGGAGUGAUAGUAUAUCAUGGAACACCAUUAUCUCAUGUUAUGGUUUCAAUGACUCCCCAUAUGAAACUAUUUCUUUGUUUGAGAAAAUGAUAGAGCAAGGAUGGAAACCGAAUCGGAUCACAUUCAUUGCCCUUUUAUCUGCAUGUAGUCAUGCUGGAUUGCUUGAAGAGGGGUUGCAUUACUUUGAGACUAUGGAGCAAGUUCAUGGGAUAGUUCCUGAUUUGGAUCAUUAUACUUGUAUAGUGGAUACUAUGGGAAGAUUGGGUCAACUGCAAAGAGCUUAUAAAUUCAUCAGAGAUAUGCCUAUUGUACCUGAUGAUUGUAUUUGGAGUGCGCUCCUUAGUAGUUGUAGGAUCCAUGGGAAUAUCGAAUUGGCUGAGAUUGCGGCUAAGAAUCUGAUAGAGUUGGAGCCUCGACAUUCUGGAUACUGGGUUUUGCUGUCGAAUACUUAUGCUAAAGCUUCGAGGUGGAAAGAUGUGGCGAAUGUUCGAGCGGCUAUGAAGGAUGGUGGUGUGAAGAAGAGUCCUGGGUUUAGUUGGAUUGAGGUUAGGGGAAGCGAGCUUCAUCGAUUCUUUAAUGCCGACAAGCUUCAUGAAGAUUGUGAUUCUAUUUAUCUUGCUCUUGAUGGUUUAUCUGAUCAGUUGAAGGAUGAGGGUUAUGUACCAAUUUUGAAUCCGAGCACCUAA